GGGACAGCGCCCAUCCCAGUUCCAGAUGCCAGAGGGAAAGGACGCUUCGGCCCAGUCGCGACUGUCGAACAUGCAGAAGGCGGCCCUGCUAGCUCUGGGGGCGGUGGCUGGAGGCGUCCUAGCUCCGAGUGUCGUCCCUGUGACCCUGGGAGUCGUGGGCUUCACCAAGCUCGGCAUCGCCGCCGGCUCCAUGGCCGCGAAUAUGAUGUCAGCAGCAGCUGUUGCAAAUGGCGGAGGGGUCGCGGCGGGCAGCCUGGUAGCCGUGCUGCAGUCUGUGGGGGCUGCCGGCCUGUCCACAGCAACAAGCACUGUUCUGGGUUCCGUAGGGUCGGUGCUUGGAGGCUACCUUGCACACAAGAGCAUCUAGAAAUGGCGGCCUGCGGGUGCCGGGGACCCCACGGCCCGCCCUCCGACACCCCGGGGAUGGCAGGAAGACAACGUUCCAACCAGAGCCCCGACCGUCCUCCCCACACGCUUCUGUCCCCCCGAGAGUUCUCAGAAAUAAAGGCCGCUUCACCCGC
This is a messenger RNA of Antechinus flavipes (yellow-footed antechinus), 521 nucleotides long. RefSeq names its product interferon alpha-inducible protein 27-like protein 2A. The transcript has 3 exons. Gene Ontology annotation, cellular component: mitochondrion; membrane. Gene Ontology annotation, biological process: apoptotic signaling pathway. NCBI's taxonomy places the organism in Eukaryota, Metazoa, Chordata, Mammalia, Dasyuromorphia, Dasyuridae. The record is from RefSeq and is a predicted model, not a curated record. Bases 26 to 367 code for a protein of 113 amino acids.